CUAAACAUGGGGCGCCGAAUCGUAAAUAGCACCAUCUUCAUAGACCAGUCAGAGGCUUAAAUUUUGUGUCGAGUGCCCAGAGAUUCCAGUUUUGAAAAAGUAAGUAAGUAUAUUAUUUUUGAAACAGUUAUGUAUCAAUGCGUAAUCAAUUUGUUAAAAUAUUACAUUUAUCGUAUCUGCCGAAUUUUCCUAACAGAUCGGAUUUUGCGGCAGUGUACGGUAAAGCUACGUGUUUGUUUUUUGUGACUAUAUCUUUUUUGUUUGUUUUAAAGCCAUGUAUUAGAUAUACGCAUGGAUUGAGGUAUUGCAAUUUGGACUUUGAUUAACAAAAAUCAUUGUGCAAAUACCAUAAUGGUGAUGACUCGGCUACAAAGCAAACACACGUAUAUUAACAUUUGAGUAUGAUGAAUUCAGUUAGGAAAUAUGAAGACAACAUUUGAUUUAAAUCCUGACACAAAACGAUACCGGUAGUGCUAAACAGCUUUAGAGAACAUUAUUUCAGAUAUUAUAUUGAACGAACAUGGCUGCCAAUGAAGCAUUGGACUUCGAUGACGUUCUGAUAGCGCUUGCUAAGAAGAUUCCAAAUGACACCAUGAAUGAGUUGGGAAAGAAGCUCGGUUUUGAUGCCGUCGAAAUUGACAGAUACGUCGCCACGAACUCGCGAUACCAAAACAUUACCAGCAAUGGCACAUUGGCAAUGCUUCGGGACUGGGACAAAAAGCAAACCAAGGCAACAGAACAAGCGGCCCUCAAGAAAGCAUUAAUGGAUGCUGGAUUAGUUCGUCUUGCUGACGAAUUUGUCCCCAUCAGUGGCAUGGGUGACAACUCAUCAAUGAUGCCAUUGUCUAACGUGACACAGGGAACACACUUUAACAGGUCUGGCGAAAGAAGAGUUAGUGAUGGAGAAAUCAUAAAACUGUCAAAACUCGUUCCAGGUGACAACUACACCGUUUUAUGCGUGGAACUGGGAUAUGAUAUAGCCUUCUCUAACAACAUUGUAACCAAAUGUCAAUCAAAUUAUUCUGCUGCGUUUGAGGAUAUAUUGAAAAAAUGGAGUACAAAGACAGGUGGUUUUAUUCAUGAUCUUGAUAAAGCUCUCGUGAAAGCAGAAGUCGGAGGACUAAGAGAUCAGUAUAAGAUGUAAACUAACAGCCUUAAAUCAGUUCGACAACAUUUUGUUUGAUUUACAUAAUGAAUAAUUAUAUUAAUAAUUAUAUCGAAUGGUUCGUGACAAUUAAAGACCCAUCUGAUUACUCAUAGUGCCCUUAUUAACUCCACCGUCGACAAUAUCUCCACUAUCUUUUAUUUUAUGAUGACAUUCCUCAUUUCCUUAUUAUUAAAAGGAGAAAAUAAAAACAUUCCUCUCAUUCUUUUUUAAAGCUUGUUUUUCAUUCAGUGCAUAGUCGAUAACGUCUGAAUGUGAUCCUAACGUUUUCACAGUUUAAGCAAAAUCUGAACACAAUCUUGAUCAGUGAAGAGUGUAUAAAUUAAAGUAACCAAUGUAUAAUUUGAAAGCGUAUUCCCCCUACUUUACGAAAAGAAGGAAUUAUACAAUGCAGCAUACUCUUUGUUCAAAAUAACUUUUCGUUUUCAAGCUUCGACUUAAUGUCCUGGGAAGUCCUGUAAUGCAACGAACAACAAGUUAUAUGAACGUGAUUAACUUAGGUUUUACAUCCAUACCAUGCUUUAAUUAUUUUUUGUAAUUGCUGAGCGUCGCUAAAGAAACCCCGAUCUUACAAACAUUUUCACAUUGUUCCUGGAAGCUCCACAAGAAAAUAUAACAAAAAAUAAGGUAAAAAUGUGCAAAUGUAUAAUUGUAGUCGUUUAGUAUUUCUUUACCUUUGCUGUAGGCAAAAUUUUCAUUUUCGAUGUGAUCGUUUAUACAU
This is a messenger RNA of Strongylocentrotus purpuratus (purple sea urchin), 1886 nucleotides long. RefSeq lists its product as uncharacterized. Lineage: Eukaryota; Metazoa; Echinodermata; Echinoidea; Camarodonta; Strongylocentrotidae. Gene Ontology annotation, biological process: signal transduction. The record is from RefSeq and is a predicted model, not a curated record. The coding region runs from base 521 to 1144 and encodes 207 amino acids. The transcript is spliced from 3 exons. Gene Ontology annotation, molecular function: protein binding.